Messenger RNA from Phalaenopsis equestris, 3598 nucleotides. Its product is annotated as replication factor C subunit 1. NCBI's taxonomy places the organism in Eukaryota, Viridiplantae, Streptophyta, Magnoliopsida, Asparagales, Orchidaceae. The transcript is spliced from 22 exons. Gene Ontology annotation, biological process: DNA replication; DNA repair. Gene Ontology annotation, molecular function: ATP binding; ATP hydrolysis activity; DNA binding. The record is from RefSeq and is a predicted model, not a curated record. Bases 433 to 3366 code for a protein of 977 amino acids. Gene Ontology annotation, cellular component: DNA replication factor C complex; nucleus.
GAUAUAGGUUAAAAUCCAGCCCCAAUGCUGCUCAAACUUUGUUUGAUCGGAGCUAGAGGCAACGACGGGAUCGCGGGUACAGAGAUCACCGAAAAUCCCAUAUUUCACCUCCUUCCGAUCCGCUGCUACCCGAAGGCCGAAACCAUUGAGGAAGGUCAACCUGUUCGCGGCACUCUUUCUCUCUCUGCGCGUUCCCGGAUUCACUAAAUUGCAUGUCACCCCAUUCUUCACUCUGGACGACACCCUUCCUUUCCAACACUCCCUCGCUGUUUUUUUUUUUUUUCAUCUUGAUUUCUUGUUCUCAUUUCAUACGGUGAUGGAGUCGGGGUGAAAGUUACGAUACAGCGAGAAUCAGAAGGGUUUAGGCGUGGUGACGGUGAAGAUUUUGGAGAUUUCGCGAGCUGUUCGUUGCUCGAGGGCACAGGAGCCGAAAUGUCGUCGGAUAUACGCAAAUGGUUCAUGAAGCAACACAACCAAGGAAAUGGGGGAUCAACAAAAACUACAGCUUUUCAGAAAUCUUCUCAGAAUGUCUCCGAGAAGGUCAAAGAAGAUGAAGGAAAUUUCCAAAGGAGGAAAACAAGCAAAUAUUUUGCUGCUGUUUCUGAUGCAGAGAAGAAGUCUAUGCCUAUGGUAAAAGAUGAAAUUGCAGCAGAGGAGGUUUCUUCAAAAAGGAAGAACAAAAAAUGUGAUGAUAAAAUACAGAAUGAACUUAAACCGUCACCAGCAAAAAGGUUUCGUAAGGAUGCUGCUGCUUCUAAUGAUGAUGACGACGAUGAUUUUGCGCCAUCCCGUGAGAAGAAAAAGCCAACUGAUACCAAACCCUUAAAGAAUUUGCAGAGCAAUGCUACUCGGGCAAUUAAAAAAUCAGUUGAUGGUGAUAAAAGUGAUGAAGACGAUGAUUAUGAUAAAGAUGCCGAGACUUCUGUUAAGGGUGGUGGAAGGGGCAGAGGUGGCAGAGGAUCAUCCUCAACAGGUGGAAGAGGAGGAAGAGGUGGAAGAGGCGGUUUCAUGAAUUUUGGUGAACGUAAAGACCCGCCUCAUAAAGGCGAAAAGGAAGUACCUGAAGGCUCACCUGAUUGCUUAGCAGGUCUAACAUUUGUCAUUAGUGGCACACUUGAUAGUUUAGAAAGAGAAGAAGCAGAAGAUCUCAUAAAGCGCCAUGGUGGUCGUGUUACAGGAUCUGUCAGCAAGAAAACAAAUUUUCUUUUAGCUGAUGAAGAUAUCGGUGGAAGGAAAUCUGAGAAAGCUAAAGAACUGGGCACCGCCUUCCUAACUGAGGAUGGACUGUUUGAUAUGAUCAACAAAUCAAAACCAAAAAAGGCUUCUGUUCGAACUGAUGGUAAAAGUAAAACUCCUGAAAAGAAAGAUAAAUUGCUGGAAAAAGACGGCCGAAUAAAACAAGAGUUAAAAGGCACGGAGCCUAAUUUGGGGUUUAAAAAGAGUGAUGCAAAAGAUGUUCAAUCGAGUAUCUCUCACCAAAAGAAAAAGUUUAAGGCUGGUGAUUCGUUAACCUGGACCGAAAAAUACCGUCCAAAGGUUCCAAAUGAUAUUAUAGGAAAUCAAUCACUUGUUAAACAGCUUCAUGAUUGGCUAGCUAAUUGGCACAAGGAGUUUCUUCAUUCGGCAAAAAAGCCAACAGGUAAAAGACAGAGUGAUAGUGCAGCCAAAAAAGCUAUAUUAAUUAGUGGAUCACCUGGCAUUGGGAAGAGCACUUCGGCCAAGCUGGUUAGCCAAAUGCUUGGUUUUAAUGUUAUUGAGGUGAAUGCUAGUGAUAGUCGUGGGAAGGCUGAUUCUAAAAUUGCUAAAGGCGUUGCUGGAAGCACAUCAAAUUCCAUCAAGGAACUCAUUGGCAAUGAAGCUUUGAGCAUAAACAAGAAUUGGCCAAAGCAUGCAAAAACGGUGCUAAUCAUGGAUGAGGUUGAUGGUAUGUCUGCUGGAGAUAGGGGUGGAGUGGCUGAUCUUAUUGCUAGUAUAAAGGUUUCUAAGAUUCCUAUAAUUUGCAUAUGUAAUGAUCGGUAUAGCCAAAAGUUGAAGAGCCUUGUCAAUUACUGCAUGCUGCUCAACUUUAGGAAGCCCACUAAACAGCAGAUGGCAAAAAGGUUAAUGCAAAUUGCUCAAGCAGAAGGUCUUCAGGUUAACGAGAUUGCUCUCGAAGAACUUGCUGAAAGAGUUAACGGAGAUAUGCGGAUGGCAUUGAAUCAGUUACAAUAUAUGAGUCUCUCUCUAUCCGUUAUCAAAUAUGAUGAUGUUAGGGAACGGCUUCUUAGCAGUGCAAAAGAUGAAGACAUUUCACCCUUUACAGCUGUUGACAAGUUGUUUGACUUCAAAGGAGGAAAAUUACGAAUGGAUGAGAGGAUUGAUUUCAGCAUGAGCGACCCUGACUUGGUGCCUCUUAUUGUUCAAGAAAACUAUAUAAAUUAUCGACCAUCAUUGGCUGGAAAGGAUGAGAAUGGAGUCAGAAGAAUGAACCUAAUUGCUCAGGCUGCUGAGUCAAUAGGGGAUGGCGACAUUGUUAAUGUACAAAUUAGACGAUAUCGGCAAUGGCAGCUUUCCCAAGCUGGUUCAUUUGCAUCUACUAUAAUCCCGGCUGCUUUAAUGCAUGGAAAUCGGGAAACAUUAGAACCUGGAGAGCGAAAUUUCAAUAGGUUUGGUGGAUGGCUGGGAAAGAAUUCAACAAUGGGAAAGAAUUUAAGGCUUCUGGAGGAUGUCCACAUUCACAUCCUUGCUUCUCAGGCUUCUAAUUUAGACAGGCAAACUCUACGGAUUGACUACUUGCCUCUUCUUUUAAAACAACUGACAGAUCCACUUCGAGUAAUGGCAAAGGAUGCAGCUGUGCAAAAUGUAGUUGAAUUCAUGAAUACAUAUUCAUUUAGCCAGGAGGAUUUGGAGACGAUCAUGGAGCUAUCCAAGUUCAAGGGUCAUCCAAAUCCCAUGGAUGGUAUUCUACCAGCAGUCAAAGCUGCCUUGACUAAGGCAUAUAAACAAGCAAGCACCACUCGAAUUGUGAGAACGGCGGACUUGAUCAACCUUCCAGGUAUUAAGAAGGCUCCAAAGAAGCGUGUUGCUGCAAUUUUGGAACCUGUGGAGAAUAGCUUGGCCGAAGAAAAUGAUGAUACAUUGUUGGAAAAUGAGGAUGGUUCUGAUGCUGAAGAAGCUGAUGAUUCGAUCAGCCAAAAUGGUGAGGCAACCCCUCAACUAGAUCUGAAAACCGAUAAUCGCAAAGGAAUUCAAGUUCAGCUUGAUCUGAAAAAUGAGGAUGGCAUGUCAAACAGUAAGAGCGCAUCUGCAUCCAAAGCAAGAGGUUCUGCAUCUUCAGACAAGGGCGGUGGUCGAGGUGGCUCGGCUGGUGGCAAGAGGAAGAGAUGAUAUAAUACUCCGCACGAACAACUGAUUUCGGGUACAUCUCUUCGUGACUGUCAUUUGGCUUCCACAAAUUUUGUUUUGUUCUGAAUUUUGUGUUUCAACUCUAGCAGUUUGGUUUACUUUCAUGUUAUUCUAUGCAGUUUUUUCAUACUUAGUGGUGCUUCUUUUCCAUGUUUAAAAAUAAAAAAGGUAGUUUCGUAAUAUUCUGAGCUGGUGGUGUUGGCUUUCUACAAAA